Pezoporus flaviventris is the source of this 998-nucleotide messenger RNA. Its product is annotated as proteasome subunit beta type-5-like. Gene Ontology annotation, cellular component: proteasome core complex. Gene Ontology annotation, molecular function: threonine-type endopeptidase activity. The transcript is spliced from 3 exons. NCBI's taxonomy places the organism in Eukaryota, Metazoa, Chordata, Aves, Psittaciformes, Psittacidae. The record is from RefSeq and is a predicted model, not a curated record. The coding region runs from base 177 to 971 and encodes 264 amino acids.
AGUCUGGGGGCAGCCGUAUUGGUGAGGUGCCAUUGGCGCCAUUGUGUACGCCCCAUUCCUCCAUAUUGAGGCCAGCCCCUCCUUCCUGCCGACUCAUGCCCUCACCCAUCAUGGCGGCCGCGUUGCCGUGGUAACGGCCGCAUCGGUCCUGCGCCGCCGCCAUUUUUCGUUCCAAGAUGGCGCUGGCGAGCGUGUUGCGGGCGGAGGCUCCGCUCCCGUCCCGUUCCCUCCUCCCGGGGCUCGCCGCGCCCCGGGACCCGGCAGGGCCCCCCGCCGGCAUCGCCGCCCCCCUCCUCCGGGAGCUGCCGCCGCUGCUGCCCGGGCCCGGCAUCCACCUCCUGCACGGCACCACCACCCUGGCCUUCAAGCUGCCCCAUGGCGUGGUGCUGGCCGUUGACUCCCGCGCCACGGCCGGCUCUUAUGUGGCGUCGCAGUCAGUGCAGAAGGUGCUGGAGGUGAGCGCACGGGUGCUGGGCACCCUGGCUGGCGGCGCUGCUGACUGUGCCUUCUGGCAGCGGGUGCUGGCACGGCAGUGCCGUGUGUACCGCCUGCGUCACCGGCAGCACGCCUCGGUGGCUGCCGCCGCCAAGCUGCUGGCCAACAUGGUGUACCAGUACAAGGGCAUGGGGCUUAGCAUGGGCACCAUGAUCGGCGGCUGGGACAAGAGGGGGCCUGGCCUCUACUAUGUGGACAGUGACGGCACACGCGUCCCAGGCACCGCCUUUGCUGUGGGUUCGGGCUCGCCCUAUGCCUAUGGGGUGCUGGACCGCGGCUACCACCCGGAGCUGGAGCUGGAGCCUGCCUGCGCCCUGGCGCGCCGCGCCAUCUUCCAGGCCGCGCACCGUGAUGCCUACUCAGGCGGCCGUGUCUCCGUCUACCAUGUGGGGCCUGAGGGCUGGCGCCGCGUCUCCUGCGACAAUGUAGCUGAGUUGCAGGAGCGCUAUGGGGCCGAGUGGGACGGCAACGAGUGAAGGAACAGUGUGGAACAGGCGGGUGGG